Messenger RNA from Effrenium voratum, 949 nucleotides. NCBI's taxonomy places the organism in Eukaryota, Dinophyceae, Suessiales, Symbiodiniaceae. The record is from the annotation of a GenBank genome assembly.
AGGCGCUUAGGCUCAAGCGGCAUCAAAGGCUCAAGCCAGAAACAGUUCGCGUGCAGGCAUCAUGGCAGUCGCUGUGCGAGGACGUCAGCUGCGCUUGACCAGCGCUCUGGUGUUGCUGGGACUCAUGGCUGCGUCCACCUGCUUCAUCGGCGCGUCGGCACCAAGGAGCCGGGGUGGCAUUGCGACAUACGCCGCUGCUGCCAAGGAGGCCGCUCCUUCCCCACCUCCGGCUGCAUCCUCGGGAUCCUCGGUGGCGCUGGUGAAGGUGACCAAGGAGAACAAGAUCGCCACCGCCGGCGUGUUGGGCGGCGUGGCGGGCCUGCUCUUGGGCGGUUUUUGGAUCGGCGCCGCCGGCUUCGCGGCGACCUCCUACUUGGCGAAGAAGGAGGAGGAUGACGUGGCCACUGCGCUGCAGAGCGUGUCCAGCGCAGCACUUGAGGCGGUGAAUUUUGCGGACUACGUGAACAGCAAGUACGAAGUGACGGACAAGGUGGGUUCGGCUCUCACGGAGGCACUGGACAAGAACGCUGAUGCCAAGGACUCGCUGAAGACGGUGAAGAGCAGCCUGGACACCGUGAAGGAGGCCAUCGACAGCUUUGACAAGGACGUGGGCAUCAAGGAGACCUUGGGCAGCCUGGUGCUGGCCGGUUCGGACCUGGCCAGCCAGUUGACCUCCAAGGUCGUAGAGCUGAACAAGGAAUACAAGGUCACUGACCAGCUCAAGGCCAAGAUUGAUGAAGCUUUGGAGAAGAGCUCGAAGAAGGCCUGAGAGUCUGAGUCUGAGCCGAGCGAAUGGUCAAUUCGCGCGGCAUGUGGACGGUUACAGAUCUGCGCUGGGCGGGUUUUUACGUGCGAACCGCCGGGUGGUUUUCCCUUUGCAUUUCGAUUGCCCAGGCCCCAGUUGCAAGCAGUGGCCGGGCCUUUUUUGUCCACUUUGGGUUGUGGGUCU